CCAGAUCCAAGUAUCUUUUGCUGGAAUCCAAAGUAGUACAUACGUAAAGAUCUCACAUACAUUUGAGCUUGAGAAAAAGGUCCUCAACCCAGCAAAUCUCUCAACAAAAUAGCUCCUCCCACCGAUAUUUUUUGAAAAAUACUGCACAAUGGAAUACAAAACCAUCAACAACGAAAUCGACAUGGUACCCCAAAGUUCUGCGCUUGCUUGUGUCUGGGAAUCUGACUUGGAGGAAGAUGACGAACAAUUGACUAGAAACAAAAUCCACCCAGUGAUAGUGGAUGAUGACCUCGACGAUGACCUCCUUAUGAUUGCCGAUGAUGUCGAAGAUGAUGCGUCUUUGGGCUUGAUGGACCAUGAUAUGUGCGACAAACAAGAAGAACUGGAUGUUGUUAUAUUUCGACCUGACCCUCCUGCUACCCCUCCUCCUGAAUAUGGAGAUGAGAAUCCAAGCGUGCACGAAGUAACUCCUGAUAUGAAGAAGGAUAUCAUCAAGAUGGACAUCGAAGAUAUUCAUCUUCCUGACCUCCAAGAACUUAGGGAACAGUAUUCUUAUUCGUGUAAACGAAUGGGUGAAUCCAUCUGGCAUGCCGAAAUGACACGCCGUUGGAGAGCUCAUCGUGCAACACUCGGCCAAGGGGAGGGAAAACAAAACUCUCCCCAAACAUUCGCCAAGCCAAGCGCCUUGGAGUUUCUCGAAGGUACAAGGUCUACAUUGACCCCCGAUCUGGAGCUUUCUCGCCGAAAAAUGUGGGCAUUGAUCCAUGCCCCAGAGGUCCACCAAGCCUGAUCUCCUUUUCCUGGCUUCCGCUCCUUGCCCUUUUAACUUGAGAAAUUGUAUCGUCUCAAAAUGACUCGAGGCGGAGUCCUGUAGACGAAUCCAUUUGAUUCGUCUGCUGUGUUUAAUCCAAUUACUGCAGAGCUUCAUCAUGCUUCUUCCCAUUCAGAUCAUUCUUAACUCUUAGGAUAACAAAUUAACUGUGUUACUACAACUUC
Messenger RNA from Seminavis robusta, 996 nucleotides. The record is from the annotation of a GenBank genome assembly. NCBI's taxonomy places the organism in Eukaryota, Bacillariophyta, Bacillariophyceae, Naviculales, Naviculaceae.